Molecule: messenger RNA, 8822 nt
Organism: Hydractinia symbiolongicarpus
Lineage: Eukaryota; Metazoa; Cnidaria; Hydrozoa; Anthoathecata; Hydractiniidae
Product: trichohyalin-like
Exons: 53
Coding region: 167-8551 (2794 amino acids)
Biological process (GO): protein ubiquitination
Cellular component (GO): cytoplasm
Molecular function (GO): ubiquitin-protein transferase activity; protein binding
Source: RefSeq, a predicted model, not a curated record
AAACAAAUCAAUUCAAAUUUUUAAAAUGUUGGCGCAAAGCAAAUUGUUGCAGCUGCGUUCAUAAAACAAAUGAAAAAUCUCUGCAAGUGAAUGAAAGUAUCGGAAUGGAAAUACACUAACUGUUUAGGGUCAUGUACCAAAAUAAAAGCAACGAACCUGCAUAACUAUGUCCGGAAUAAAAAAGUUAUUUGGUGGUAAAAAGAAGUCAGGAAACGAUAGGGGAGCCAAGGGUAGUAGAGAAUCUUUUCGUUCAUCUACUGGUAGUUUACCUGGACUUUCAAAAUCUUCAAGUAGUUUGAAUCUUGCAGCUUCUGUUGAAAGUCUUAAUGGCUAUAAUUUAAAAGAGAAAGACUUGUCUAAAUAUUUAAAAGCUUCCUGGACAGGUGAUCUAGCAAAACUAAAACAAAUAGCUAGCAAAAAAGUAAAUUGGAAUGAAUGUGAUAAAGAAAAAAGAUCUGCGCUACAUCUAGCUUGUGCUAAGGGCUUUGAAGAAGUUGUUGAUUUUCUUGCUAGCCAUGGUGUAAAUGUGAAUGCCAAAGAUUCUGAAGGAAAAACUCCAUUGUCUAAGGCUUGUGAAAGCAAUUCAACAAAAUGUGUUGAAAUUCUUUUAAGAAAUGGUGCGGAAAGCAAUGUGUUUGACGUGAAUCAUGUAUCACCCAUACAUGUUGCAGCGGCUUUAGGAAAUGUUGAUAUUGGAAUUCAACUUGCUGAUCAUGACGCAAAAUUGGAUACAAAAGAUCAGAAUCAAAUUACUCCACUCCAUUUAUGCUGUGGACUUGGAAAUAAAGAUUUUGUUGAUUUUUUGAUAUCAGAGUAUGUUGGAUUGGAUUGUCUUGAUAGCCAAAAAAGAACACCAUUAAUGAUGGCGUGCAUUGAUGGGCAUAUGGAUAUUGUUGAAGCUUUGCUAGAUGGCAAAGCUGACACAUCUCUACUCGAUAAAAAUGGAAAUACUGCAGAGGAGCUUGCGAGUAUCAACAAUAAUGUUUCAAUCUCUCGGUUCAUUUCUGAAAAGUCAAAACCUAAAAGUGAUCCUUUAUCACCUAUUGGUUCUAUACAUUCACCCAAAUCUCCUGCAGAACUAUUUUCGCCUGUAGCCAAAUCUUUAAAUGACAUGUUUUCACCAUCUGGUUCACAGACUUCACAAAGUAAUGUGUUUGGUGGUCCAGCAAUUGAUAUGGGAGGUCCCACAUUUGACAAGUCUGAAGAAAGCCGAUCAGAGCCACUUGGUGAUAAUUCAUGGGGUGAUUCUGAUUCAGACUCUUUAACUGAAAAGAAACCUAAAGGUCCCAGUUUGUCUGCCUUGAUGAAACAAAAAGAAACAGAAGCUAAAAAAUCUCCAAUAAAAACUGCUGAAAAUGUCAAAGCGAGUAAAUCUAAAGAGCUUGUGGAUCAACCAAAACCGUCGACAGAGAACAAAACACAACAAAAAUCUCCUAAAGUUACACAAAAUUUGAAUUCGCCUACUGGUAGUGAAAAUUCUUCUCCAAUAGCAAACAUGAAAAUACAGCAACAGUCAACGUCGAAGCUACCAUGGCAAGAUAAUGAUUUUUCCGAUGAAAGUGAGAGUGAGUGGGGAGAUGAAGGAUUGGAAAAACAGUUUGCGGCUGGUGUAAUGGGAAAACCUCAACAUGAGCAAUUAUCCAAGACGACUCCAGCCUCGACAGCUAAAAGUAAAGAAAACAUCAAGAAGGACAAAGAAACUCUCCCUCAUGUUGUACCGCCACCGCCUCCCCCUGACAUCGAUUUCUCGCAAGCCUCCUCCGAUUUUGACUCUUCACAGCCGGAAGAAACUUUUAGUGAUCUCCCAUUGAGUGGCGUGAAUGGGGCAAACAAGAUUGAUGAGAAAUUAAAAAAGAAAGCGAAGGAUUUGUUUCUGUCAAAACAACCGAAAGAUGAUGAGAAUGCUCCAGAUGAAGAGGAUACGAAUUGGGACAGUACAGAUGACGAAUUCUCUGAAGGGAAUAAUUCACCAAACGUUGAAAAAAAUCUUAAAAGCACACAGCCCGACACCAAAACAUCUGCUCAGAAAAACCCAGCUUCAGAAGCAAAAAAAUCCCUACCAAAUAAACCAUUAUCAAUGACGCCAGACAACGAUUCGGAUUGGGACAGUGAGUCAGCUUUGCCAUCAGAGGCUAGUGAAGAAGUUAUACCACCGCAAACGCCUGAACCAGAAAGCGAAUUCGAGCCUUCUUCAAGUGAAGAAGCAGAAGAAUCAGAUAUAGAUUUGGAGAAACUGAACAGCAAGAAAGUUGAAAAUGCACCAAGUCCAAUUGGAAGACAAGUAGGGAUCUUUCAAACUGAAGUUUUAACACCAAGAGGUAAUGCAGAGAAUCAGGAUGUUGUUAGUGAUGAUAGUGAAGAUGAAAUCGAAAAACAAAUGAUGGGCUUAGUAUCUUCGCAAAAGAAGAAUGUUGAAAAUGAGCAAAAUGAAAUUGCACCAAGAACUUCAACAAAAAAUGUAAAGGAACAGCUUGGUUUGGAUCUUGGUAGCUCUGUCAGUUCGGUGUCUGAUCCGGAAGGUUUAGAUUCCAAUGCACCCGCUAAACUUGAUGACAUCAACAAUAAUAACUUGGCAACAAAGCAGUUAACAGAAGGUGCUUCAAAGAUCAGUACUGGAAUUAGUGACGACGUGUCUACUGAAACUGAAAGCGAAUGGGAAGUGGAAAAACGAAAGCAAAGAGAAGCCAAUAACGGGAUGUCAGAUCCAUAUGAAGUUAAAAAAGAGAUAACAGACGAGCUGCAAGAUGAAAUGUUGGAAGAUGAUAAACUCGAGAAAGAAAAAGAUCAGCAACGCAUAGAUGAUUAUGAAGCGAAGCGAAAAGCUCAUGAAGACAGACUGGCCGCGGAAAUCGCUGAAGAACUGCGUAAGGAGAUGCUCGACGAAAACGACAAUGUGGACGAUUUAGAAUUCGAUAGUUCGAGCGAUUUCAGUUUUAGUCAAGGUGGUGGAGAACUUAUGGAUUUGCCUGAUAAUCAAAACGAGGCUAGCUUAAGUAACGAUGACGAUGGUGAAGCUGAGUUGUUGAAACAGAUGGAGAGCAAGGAGAAUGAGUACCAUCAAGAGAAAGAAAAAAAAGAAAAUCAAAUGAAACGAAAAGAGAAGGACGAGGGCAUCAAAACAAAAUUACAAGAUAUUUUGGAGAGAGCAAAAUCUCCUCAGUCUCCGAACAAAGUGUCUGAGUUGCUCAACGAAAAGGAGGCUGAUUUAUUUAAGCGCCAUGAAGAUGCGGAUAACCGCGAAAAGGAGGUCGCUAAGAGGGAGGAAGAAAAUGCUGCACGGGUGAGAGAGCUCGAAAAUAAAAAUAAAGAGUUUCAGAGACUUGAGGAAGAGAGAAUGAAACAGAUUCGAGAAGAAGAAGAGCGACUUAACAGGUUAAAACUUGAGCAAGAACUUCUAAAAGAAAAGGAACAACAAUUAAGGGAAGCUGAAAUAAAAAAAGAGCAGCUCGCUAAAGAAACUGAAGAACGUCAACGAGCUCUUCAACUGGAAGAAGAGCAACGUUUGCGAAAAUUGGAAGAAGAAGAGAGGCUGCAUAAAGAAAGGUUGGCGAAGGAGGAAGAAGAAAGGCUGAAGGUUAUUUUGCAAAAAGAAAAACAGGCGCGAGAAGAACACGAACGAAAUGAAAGAUUAAGAAAGGAAGAGCUAGAAAAAAAAGAAGAAGAAAAACGCAUUACAUUCGAAAAAGAAAAAGAAGAAAGGUUACUUGCGCUGGAAAAAGAAGAGGAGGCGAGGAAAACUAAGUUGAGAAAGAUUGAAGAGGAGAAGAAACUUCAGUUGCAGCAGGAAGAAGAAGAUAGACGACUCGCUCUGCAGAAAGAAGAGCAGGAAAAAAUGAGCGCUCUUGAAAAAGAGGAGUUACUCAGGAGAGAAAACCUUUUAAAGGAAGAAGAAGAUAGGAGGAAGGCGUUACAGGAGGAAGAACAUAAACGGCUUCGAGCGCUGUCUAAUGAAGAACGAGAAAGAAGAAAGAAAAUUGAGGACAAAGAAACCGAAUUGAGUCAGGAAUUACUACGAAAGAAAGAAGAACUCAAGAGACUGCAAGAACAAGAAACUAAACGUAUUGAAAUAUUAGCCCAACGUGAAGCAGAGUUAAAGAGUAUCGAACAAGCUACUGAGAAUAAAAGGAAAAUGUUGGAGGAGCAACUUUUAAAAGAUCAGGAAUUAUCCAGACUUAAAUUAGAAAUGGAAGAACAGAAACGCCUUGAGGAGAUCGAGAUUUUGGCUAAGGAAAAAGAACGAGAAGUGGAGGGUAGGUUAAGUAGAAUGGAGCAGGAACGGAAGAAGAAGCUGGAAGAAGAAGAGAGUAGAAUAACUGAACGUUUGCAAGAACAGUCGUCACUUAAUGCUAGUCUGAAUGAUAUAAAAGUAGAGAGAGACCGGUGGUAUGAGGAGUUGCAAGCAGAAAAAUUGAAGAUGAAAAACGAGCUUGAAAACGAGCUGAUGGAAGAAGGACGCAAACGAAAAAGAAAGUUGAGUGACGAGGAAAGAAAGUUUCGCGAAGAGCUUGAAAAAGAACGCCAAGAGAAAUUGAUCGAGUUGUCAAAUAAAAGCGCGGAAGAACAACAAAAUUUGCAGGUUGAGUUCGAGAAAGCACAGAAGGAGAAAGAGGAGAAAUUUGAGAGGGAGUUCAAAGAGAGAGAAAAAGAACUUUUAAAAAAGCUAGAGGAGGACGAAUGCAGCCGUUUGAAACUAUUCGAAGACCAAGUAAGGCUUAAAGAACAUGAGAAUGAAGAAAGAUUGAAGAAAUUCGAGGAAAAUAAAAGAAAGGAGCUGGAGGAACAAAGGCGUGAAUUUUUGAAAAAGAUAGAGGAGGAAACAGCUAAGAAUCAGAAAAAUUAUAAAGAAAUGGAGAAAAAGAAUCGCGAUACAUACCAAAAAAAAUUUCAUGAAUUGGAAAGAGAGUCUCGUCUAAAAGAACAACAACUCGAACUUCAAAUUGCUGAACUUCGCCAGAAACAAAGGGAGCUGUCGACAAAGGAGAAAAACACGAAGAAAAAAGUGUUGACCGCUAUACCAGCUGAAGAGGUAAUCGUGGCGGCUGUACAAGUGGAGAUUGAGCAAGCAACACCUGGUAUGGACAUGUUUGAUGACAGAGAACAGGAGAAUGAAGAAGAUAAUUUAAGAAAUGGAAAUAAUGAAAGCAAAAAUGAUUUGGCAGAAAGAUUGCUUCACUCCCAACAACAACGAGAAAUUGCUAAAAAGAAAAUUGCGAAUAUCGAAGGUCGUAACAAGAAAAGUGUUGACGAUGGCAAUAAUUACGCAAAUACUCCAAUAUCACCAAUCAAACAAAGUCCAUUACGCUAUAUGAAAGGUACCUCGACACCGCUUGGUGGAAGUCAAAUGCUUGAUGGAACAUUCAUUGAUAAUUUGGAAGAGCAGCUUUUUGAUGCUAGACGUCAAAUUGAUAUGUAUCGUCAAAAAACAAUCGUUCAGGAACGCUUGAAGAAAGAAAUGGAAUAUGAUUUAGAAGAAAUGCACAGAACGAUUGAUAUCUUAAACCAAUCUAACAACGAGAAGGAUAGAUCGCAUGUGGAUGUUGAUUUGGAAUUGCGAAGUGUAAAAUACAAACUGGAACAAGAAAGUGAAAGCAAGAACAUGGCGGAAAGGCUGUGUAAACAAUUAAAAGACCAACUGGCAAGAUCAGAGAAGAAGCUGACAAGAGAGACGGAGUCAAGACAAAAUUUUGAACUUUCCAACCGUAAACUUGAAGCUGAGCUAAAAGCACGGGAACAGCACAUACUCAAAUUACAAUCUGAUCUUAAUGAAGUGCAGUUGGUGUUGGAUACAGAGAAGCAAUCACGCUGUUUGCAGCAAAAAUUAUACGAAGAACAACUACACCAACACGAACUAAUUCUCCAAGAAGCUCAGCGCACUUCACACGACCAUGCCAAAGCUGUAUCCAAGCUGGAAGCACUGGAUGAAACUUGUCGUAAUACGCAAACAACAUCAGAUGCAAUGAAAAUAGAACUCGCCAAAGCCAAGGGAGAAUUGUCUCGAGUUUUAUCUCAGUUAUCCGAUCACCGUUCCCAGUCUGAUGAAGAAAUCAAGAAGCUACGAAAUAAAUUGGAAGAAAAGACUGAAGCAUUGACUGCUGCAGAGAAAAAUUUGUUUCAACUUCAACUGCAACUACAAAAUGAGAAAUCACACAAGCAUGCUAACGAAGAAAGAAUGACAUCAACGUUGGAGAGUGAAACGAAUUUGAAGAAACGUUUAGAAGAAGAGAUUGCUUCAUUAAAAUCUCAACUCAGCAAUUCUAAUCGCGAAAUUGACCGAAUCGUCGAGAGUAAAGCAACAACAGACAAAGAUAUGCUGCUACUGAAAGAAAAACACGCAUCUGAGGUGCACCAAUUGCAAAAAGAUUUGAACGACGCGAAAGAACAGUUAAAGACAUCAGAAGAGAAACUGUCGUCCACCGAAGCACAAGUUAGCAUGCUUACUGCACAAUUGCAAAGCACAGGCCUGGCUCUUGCGGAAAGAAAAGGAGAAGUGGUUACAGCGCAAAAUAAUGUUAAAGAAACCAAUAGUUAUGUUCAACAAUUAGAAGAAAACUUUCGAAAUGAAAAACUUUUAUCACAUAAAUUGGAGACAAAAUUGGAAGGUACUAAUGAAAGGGUGACCAUGCUUCAAAGGGAGUUGGAUAAAGUAGAAAAGGAAUUGACGUUUACGAAAGAACAGUUCGCGUUGAAAGAUAAAAGUGCCAGUGAGAAGCAGGAAGCAGUUAAUGCGUACAUACUGAACGUGAAAGAAGAUUUUAACAAGGAAAAGACAGAAUUACUGUUGAAGAACGAACAACAAAACUUACGUCUUGAAAAACUACGGACUGAACUUGUGGCGAGUGAAGACAAGUUAAAGGAGAAAAUUGACGAGUGUAAAAAACUGAACGAGAAUUUGGUGAUUACGAGAGACGAUUUGAAUGAUGCUAAUACUGAAAAAAACGUUUUAACCAAGGAGAGGGAAAAAGUAUUAUCUGAGAACAUGGAUCUAAGAAAAGCAGUUUCUGGAUUACAUAAUGAGGUGAAAAUUCUCGAAGAAAAUAAAUUUGAAAUUGAACAACAUGUACAUGAAAUGAACUCAGAAUUAGAAAAAUCGAGACAUUUAACAGACGAGACUACUAAACGUCUUGUAUACAAAUCUGGCGAAGUGGAAAAUAUGAGAAAAGCAACCUUCGACUUACAAGAUAAUUUAAAAGACCUGAAAAAUCAAAAUAUAACGGCAGAGGCCGAUCUUCGUGAAGAAAAAGCGAAAGCUGAAAUGCUGAUACAAGAACUUCGAUCCGCGAACGAGGCUCGUGAAAAUUUAGAAGCAUUGUUAUCAGACGUGAAGGGAAACAACAUAGCGCUGGAAGAGAAGCUACAUUCAGAAGCGCUGCAUAGAUCACAUCGACAGAGAGAAGCGGAAGAACACAAAGGAUUAUGGGAAUCAGAAGUGAAAUCAAGAUCUAAACUUGGGCUAAAGGUUAUUGAAAUGGAGAAAUUAAUCAACAACUUGAGAAGCGAUAUCGAAGAGGAGAAACGCAAAACAAGAAGAGCUUUGGAUUUAAAGAAGGGAUCAGACAGCAAAAUUGAGUUAUAUGAACAAAGAUCAUUACAACACCACAAAGAAGUUUCUGCAUUGAGAAAUAAGUUAAAGCAGUACCAACGAAAAGUGAAGGGGUAUGAAACUGGAGAAUCUCGUAUUCCUGCCCUUCAUGCCGAAUUUGAUCGAGAACGUGAAGCAAUAAAUUCGAAUGUUACUAAAUUACGACGUCAGUUGGACCAAUUAUCAGAUCGAUUGAGUCAUGAGCAGGAGAUGAGAACGAAUUCUGAAAAGCUAUGUCGGCAACAAAUGAAAGAAUUAACUGACUACAAAACACAAGAUAAGGUUCACGCGUAUGAAGUGGAGAAGUUGGAAAAGAAAUGUCGCGAAUUAGGAAACGAGCUGGAAGAACAAAAGAAAUAUUUUAACAAGAAUUACAUCCCCCAAGAAGAAAUUGAAGAGUUUAAACGCGCUUUGGAAACGAAGGCGCGACUUGAUUUGAAUAAAAAAUUACAGGAAGUGAACAUGCAUCUUGAAGAACAAUCUCUCGCUCGUGAAGCUUUCGAGAAAAUACGAAACGAAAAGGAGUCCAGAGCUCGUAAAUCUUUCGAAGAAACGGUUUCGGAUCUAAAGAAUGAAUUAAGCAUGGUGCGUUCAACUUUGCACGAAGGUUUGGCAAAGCGAGACACAUCUGAGGUUGAGGCAAAAAGAUAUAGAGAGUUAUUUGAACAAGAACGAACUGCAAAAGAUUAUCUCUCGGAAAAACUAAACCUGACAAAUGAUCGUCUAAGUCAUGAACGAAGUCGAACAAAUUACUUAUUUGACGAAACCAUAAACAAAUCAAAAGUUUCCAAAAAGUUAUUCGACGAUGAGUUGGGAGAUGAUAGAAACCGAUCGCUGCUCUCACCUCGAGCCACAAGUUUACUUAGCGAUUUACAUCACCAAAAGUUGUGGAGCACGCCUGCGGCUUUGUCGCCUCACAAAACAGCUGAAAGAGAUUACCUAUCGCUCAAACGACGGAAUGUGCUAAGCUGAAGUCGCCGACGAAAUAACCUAAUUCCAGAUAUUUUCGCACCCCUUUGAAUUCCACGCGCGAUUAAACGUGCCAAAUGAAUAGAGUAAAAAAGGUCGCGAAAAUUUCUGGCAUUAAGAUAUAAACUAUAGUUGACCAUUUAUUGUAUAAAAAACAAAAUUAUUUUUUUUAAUUGUUGAUAGAUUAUAUUUGUUUUUAUACCUGUUUUUAUUUGGUGAUGUAAUUUAUUUAUGGAUUUUUUUAGAUCUUUAAAUAUAGUCUUUUUGAAUUCAA